AUGGAUGCGCGCAGAGUGUGCAAAUGCAUUGAUACAAACGGAAAAAACGAGGAACUCGUGAAGGCGUCGCACAGAAGCUGGACAGAGCCCUGCAAGAUUGCAGCAGGCGCCUCGCUGGCUGGAUUUCCUAGAAGUGGAAAAAUGCUUUCGUGUUUGUACAACGGCAGAGUGUACUAUGCAGUUGGAAGAUCGGUGGUUUCUGUGCCGGUUGGAUUUGGUGACCAGGAGGCGAGUAUUGAGUACAUCACCACAGCAGAAAGCAGCAUUUCAGCCAUGCACAUAAACAUGGAGACUAUUCUGGUGGGAACUCUUAGUGGAGAAGUCAUUGGAGUCAGCCUGAAGAACCAGGUCCUGUUUAAGAGGCGCGUGGAGAGCACGGUGUACAGCUUGCUGUAUGCUCCCGGGAAAAUCUUCUUUUCACUGAUGUACAAAAUGAUGGCCAUGGAGUAUAGGCCUGGCGCAGAGAGCGCGGUCUGCGUGGAAGGCGCGGGCACAGUUCUCCAGCAGAUGAACGACAUAGUCCAGCACAUUAGCGUGGUCCAGGCAAAGGACACCCGGGUGGUGGCGUAUGCCAGCACUGACACACUGUUUGUGAACAGCCAAAUGGUGAAGUAUGUCGCAAAUGUGGUCUUUAUGCAGGCAGUUCUCACAGGAAGCGGGGCCGUGCGGAUAGUCACAGGGCUGACCAACAGGAGAAUAUACAUCUACGAGUACGAGAACGACCAGAUUGUGCUGAAAAACCUGGUGUACACAUGCGGAAUGAUCAGCGGGGGCGUGGUGCUGGAAGACAUGCUCGUUGCCGUGCUAACAGACAGCAUAAGCAUAUACGCGUGCGGAAAAAACGCAGAGCGGCUGUGCAUGCUCGGUCCAUACAAUGAAGACAUUGUAAAGGUUUUUGUGAAAGAACCAGACACAAGCGCAGGUGGGAAGGGCCGCGGAAAGUGCGACUACAGAGAAGUGGUUGGCCGGAUAUGCAUAGCCCUGGGAACGGGCGGAAUUUUCGGAUACAUGCCUAGCAGAGGCGCAGACGAGUGCCAGCUCAGGUCGCCCAAAACCCUGGGGGAGAAGAUCGCACAGAAACUUCCGCAGGAAGAGCACGCUUUGCUGGAGACCUUGCACAGCACACUGUCUGAGAUGGAGGCCCUUACAAAGUCGUGCACAAAUGUUGCAUCAGGAAACUUGGCCCGGAUCAAGGACAUGCACACAAACGGGAAGUGGAUAGUCACGGCAAGUGGGCCAACAACAAGAGUGUUCAGCGUGGAGGGCGGAAGAAUAGUGGAGGUGUUUCGGCCAACAGUUGACGGCUUCCCAAUAAACGCAGUGGUGCCGGACUGGAACGGGAGCUUCCUAAUAAACAGCAACAACAUUCUGAAAGUGUACACGCCCACGCAGAUAUACAGAAUGCUUGCGCGCGGGGGAGCCCGUGCAAUCCAGCAGCUUAUAGAAAGAUAUAACUCUUUAUUGGAAGAAUGCAGAAGACAGGGCCCGGAGGCCCGGAUAGGCGCAGAGGCAAAGCUUUUGCAGAACGCUUUAGCCGAGGUCGCAGGAGGCGAUGCUGAAAGCAAAGACCCAGUGCCGUUUACUGCAGUGAAGCAGGAGCUGUCGCUGAGCACGAUCCCGCAGGCGCCGUGCGGGCCCGAGGAGAGAGAGUACAUUCUCAGCACGAUCAGAUCCGAGCCUGGCCUGUCGGCAAACCACUUUCUGGAGGUAGACAAAGUGUACGGGUUUCCCUUUGAAAUUUCCACCUUCGUCAAGGCGAAGGACACAAUGCUUCUGGUGAGCUGCAAGUCCUCGCAAAAAGCUUUUUCCAAUGUGUUUGUCCUAAACAAAAGUUUGGAAAUCGUGCAGAAAGUGCAUGUACACGCAAAAACAGUCACGCACAUUUUUGUUUCGGGCGAAACGGUGCUUACGCUAGGAAAAGACAGAAGGGCGGCCGUGUACAGAAUCGCCUGUGAGCAGAGCGCCCUUCCAAAGAGCGAGCUCACAGAAUGGUUCAAGCCGGGCGACUUUGGGCUUGUGCUUUUGGACUCCAGAAUAGACCACAAAAAAGAAAUUCUGGCAGGGCACAUUGGCGGAAGCACAGUCAUCACAUCUUCAAAGGACAAAACAAUCAACACGUAUGCGAUCGAGGACAGCGCCCUGGUUCUAAAGCACACGGAGACUGUGCAGGUUCCCAUCACUUCUAUAAAUAGCGUCAGCGUGCGCAUAGAUGCCCCAGAAAUAGUGAUGGGUGAUGCAGACGGGGACUUGCAUCUUGGAGGGAAGGUUUACAAGGCACACAAUAGAGAAGUAACCCACAUAGGAGAGUGCACAGGCCCAGAGAGGUAUCUGGUCACAGCGUCCGGCGAGGGAAUAUUAAAGGCUAUACCUGUGCAGGAGUUUGAGUGA
Nematocida major is the source of this 2388-nucleotide messenger RNA. RefSeq lists its product as uncharacterized. The transcript has a single exon. Gene Ontology annotation, cellular component: elongator holoenzyme complex. Bases 1 to 2388 code for a protein of 795 amino acids. Gene Ontology annotation, molecular function: protein binding. Lineage: Eukaryota; Fungi; Microsporidia. Gene Ontology annotation, biological process: tRNA wobble uridine modification. The record is from RefSeq and is a predicted model, not a curated record.